AUGGACAAUGAACUUACUGAGAGCCAAAAACCACCGGACUCAACGAGGAAAGAAGCACUGAGUAGCACAGACUCCACAUUCGGCGACGGCGACGCCUGCGACGCCCGCGACACCGGAGAUGCCGCGGCUGCCGCGGGCUCCGCCGCCUUCUCCGUCGUCAACGCGCGAUUAAACGUGUCCCCGCCGCCCGCCGCCAUUCCUCGCUCGUCUCAACUUUUCUAUUCUCCCCUCGCUGAAAGAACUGUGCGGACGAGCGUUCCCCAGGGUUUGGAAUCGGGUGCUGUGGUUUCGGUGCCAAGGAAUCUAAUCAGUUGA
Molecule: messenger RNA, 315 nt
Organism: Gryllus bimaculatus (two-spotted cricket)
Lineage: Eukaryota; Metazoa; Arthropoda; Insecta; Orthoptera; Gryllidae
Source: the annotation of a GenBank genome assembly